AUGACUUCGUUAAAAGUGGGUAAUAUAAGUUACAGAACAAGAACGUUAGAUCUUCAUCAUAUAUUUGGAAAAUUCGGAGACGUUGGUGAUGUUUAUAUUCCCAGGGAUAAACAUUCAAAACAUAGUAGAGGAUUUGCUUUUGUUAGUUAUGGACGACCUCCACCUCGUAUUGACGGAAUGGUAUCAUUAAAAGUCGAUAAUUUAACUUUCAGAACGACGCCCGAUGAUCUUCGCCGUGUUUUCGAAAGAUGCGGCGAAGUAGGAGAUAUAUAUAUACCUCGUGAUAGAUUUUCUCGAGAAAGCAGAGGUUUUGCUUUUGUAAGAUUUUAUGACAAAAGAGAUGCGGAAGAUGCAUUAGAUGCAAUGGAUGGAAGAAUAUUAGAUGGAAGGGAACUUCGUGUACAAAUGGCACGUUACGGUCGGCCAUCAUCGCCGUAUCGUUCUCGUGGACGACGCAGAGGAGAUCACGAUCAAGGAGUCGUUCGAGAUCAAGAUCGCGAAGACGAUCAUAUAAAUCCUAUUCAAGAUCUCGUAGUCGUUCCAGGUCAGAUAGUAAAAGCUCACAUGGAAGAUCUAAAAGCAGAUCACGUUCAAAAUCAGGAGAACGCAGUAGGUCACGUUCCAGGUCUAAAUAAUCUAAAAAGGCAGAAAAAAUUGAGUUUUCUCUUAUCGAAAACUGAAUCAAUACUUAACCUUAAAGCUUUUAAUUUGAUCAAUUCACAAUUUGAAAGAAUAAAAUAA
Pediculus humanus corporis (human body louse) is the source of this 741-nucleotide messenger RNA. Its product is annotated as serine/arginine rich splicing factor, putative. Bases 1 to 741 code for a protein of 246 amino acids. Gene Ontology annotation, molecular function: RNA binding. The transcript has 5 exons. NCBI's taxonomy places the organism in Eukaryota, Metazoa, Arthropoda, Insecta, Psocodea, Pediculidae. The record is from RefSeq and is a predicted model, not a curated record.